Messenger RNA from Mesitornis unicolor (brown roatelo), 671 nucleotides. It is a transcript of the gene CSRP3, whose product is annotated as cysteine and glycine-rich protein 3 (cardiac LIM protein). The annotation marks the transcript as partial. The record is from RefSeq and is a predicted model, not a curated record. Gene Ontology annotation, biological process: sarcomere organization; cardiac muscle contraction; muscle tissue development. Gene Ontology annotation, molecular function: structural constituent of muscle; actinin binding. Lineage: Eukaryota; Metazoa; Chordata; Aves; Mesitornithiformes; Mesitornithidae. The transcript is spliced from 4 exons. Gene Ontology annotation, cellular component: cytoplasm; Z disc; nucleus.
UUCCUGUUUUCAGUGGCUUGCAGAAAAGCUCUGGACAGUACCACAGUAGCAGCUCACGAAUCGGAAAUCUACUGCAAAACUUGUUAUGGGAGAAAAUACGGCCCCAAAGGCAUUGGCUUCGGACAAGGGGCAGGGUGUCUCAGCACUGACACUGGUGACCAUCUGGGCUUGAACCUGCAGCAGGGGUCACCAAAGCCUGCUCGCCCUUCUACACCAACUAAUCCUUCUUCCAAGUUUGCCAAAAAGAUGGUAGAUGUGGAUAAAUGUCCCCGCUGUGGCAAAUCAGUGUAUGCUGCAGAGAAGAUCAUGGGAGGAGGAAAACCUUGGCAUAAGACCUGCUUCCGCUGUGCUAUUUGUGGAAAGAGUUUAGAAUCUACAAAUGUUACAGACAAAGACGGAGAGCUCUACUGUAAAGUUUGCUAUGCAAAAAAUUUUGGUCCCAAAGGAAUUGGGUUUGGUGGCCUCACUCAAGUGGAAAAGAAAGAGUGCGAAUGAGAAGAAAUGGAUGCAACAGACAAACUGCUGUUGAUGCCACCAAGUGACAGCUGUCAAGUAAAACGUUAAACUUCACAUAUUGUUAAGAACCUAGGGCAUUUGUUUAAUAUUUUCCACUUUGCAGGAAAAACUUAUGAGUUUUUAUCUUAAGAAAUUCUUAGAAGAGCUUAAAAAAG